AUGAGGAGACGAAUAGAGUUAGGUUAUGUGCUGCUUUUCGCUCUAGUUUCGCAUUUCUGCUCGUGCUCGGCGUUCUAUCUUCCGGGUUUAGCUCCUGUUAGUUUUUGCGAGGACAACAAAGGUGGUGAAGAUUGCCAGACACAGAUACAGCUGUUUGUCAAUCGCUUGGAUUCUGUGGAGUCCGUCCUGCCUUAUGAAUAUGAUGUGUUUGACUUCUGCAAGGAUGCGGAGGAAAAGAGGCCUUCGGAGAAUCUCGGGCAGGUGUUAUUUGGUGAACGUAUUGAGUCUUCCCCGUACAAGUUUAACUUUAAACAAGAUGUCAAGUGCAAGGAGGUGUGUACAAAAACAUACAAGAAGGACGUCCAAGAGGACGCAACCAAGCUGGAAUUCAUCAAAAUGGGAAUGCUGCUUAACUAUCAGCACCAUUGGAUCAUUGACAACAUGCCUGUCACGUGGUGCUAUGAUGUGGAAGACAACCAGAAAUACUGCAACCCUGGCUUCCCCAUUGGUUGCUUUGUUACUGCUGACGGACGACCUAAAGAUGCCUGUGUUAUUAAUGCCGAAUUCAACAAGAGAAAGACAUUUUAUGUCUUCAACCACGUUGACAUCAAGAUCUUUUACCACAACGGAGGGGCCGAUGGGUGGACUGGUGCUCGGCUAGUUGCUGCCACACUGGAGCCCAAGAGCAUCAAUCAUGGAAGUGCAAGUACACUGAACUGCGACAUCCUCCGCCCGAUGGAAGUCCCUACCCAGUUUGACAAUGACGUGUCCAUCGUUUACACGUACUCUGUGACAUUUGAGGAAAACAACCAGAUCAAAUGGGCUUCCAGGUGGGACUACAUCCUUGUCUCUAUGCCACACACAAACAUCCAGUGGUUCAGCAUCAUGAACUCUUUAGUUAUCGUGCUCUUCCUGUCCGGAAUGGUGGCCAUGAUCAUGCUGAGAACGCUGCACAAGGACAUUGCCAGAUACAAUCAGGUGGACCAGGCAGACAUGAUAAAACGUCCAUCGACUGGGCCAAAAUCCGAUCCGUUUUAUGAAGAUGCACAGGAGGAGUCUGGAUGGAAGCAGGUGCACGGCGAUGUCUUCCGUCCACCCAGGAAAGGCAUGCUUCUAUCCAUAUUCCUGGGACAGGGCACGCAGAUCUUCAUCAUGACCUUCAUCACACUCUUUCUGGCCUGCUUGGGCUUCCUCUCCCCAGCCAACAGGGGGGCUCUCAUGACGUGCGCCGUGGUCCUCUGGGUCCUGCUCGGAACACCUGCUGGUUACGUGUCAGCACGCCUUUACAAGACUUUUGGAGGUGAAAAGUGGAAGACAAAUGUUCUGUUGACGGCGCUACUGUGCCCUGGUAUCGUGUUUGCCGACUUCUUCCUGAUGAAUCUGAUCCUCUGGGUGGAGGGGUCGUCAGCGGCCAUCCCCUUUGGGACCUUGGUGGCCAUAUUGGCGCUUUGGUUUGGAAUUUCUGUGCCGCUCACCUUUGUCGGUGCCUACUUUGGAUUCAAGAAGCCUGCAAUUGAGCAACCAGUGAGAACGAAUCAAAUCCCACGCCAAAUUCCUGAACAGUCGUUCUUCACCAAACCCAUCCCGGGAAUCGUCAUGGGCGGAAUCCUGCCCUUCGGCUGCAUCUUCAUCCAGCUGUUUUUCAUCCUCAACAGCAUUUGGUCCCAUCAAAUGUACUACAUGUUCGGCUUCCUCUUUCUGGUGUUCAUCAUUUUGCUCAUCACUUGUUCCGAGGCCACCAUUCUGCUCUGCUACUUUCACUUAUGCGCUGAGGACUACCACUGGUGGUGGCGUUCAUUCCUAACCAGCGGUUUCACUGCGGUCUAUUUGUUCGUAUACGCCGUGCACUAUUUCUUCUCCAAGUUGCAAAUCAUCGGCGCAGCCAGCACUUUCCUAUAUUUCGGCUACACCAUGAUAAUGGUCCUCAUCUUCUUCCUCUUCACUGGCACAAUCGGCUUCUUUGCAUGCUUCUGGUUUGUAAAUAAAAUCUACAGUGUGGUCAAGGUGGACUAG
Nerophis lumbriciformis (worm pipefish) is the source of this 2013-nucleotide messenger RNA. NCBI's taxonomy places the organism in Eukaryota, Metazoa, Chordata, Actinopteri, Syngnathiformes, Syngnathidae. The record is from RefSeq and is a predicted model, not a curated record.